UUCGUUCACUUCGUUUUUGGAUCGCAUCGUGAAAAGUUGAAAUUUCCUCUGCUAGUGCGCUAAAGUGAAAUUACUUUGCAAAAGUGUUUAGAAAUUCCUAACUGCAAUGUUUAGCUGAAAAUAACUUCCAGGUCAUUGUGACCAAAUUCUUCUGAAAUCAUUGCUGAAAGUGUGAAGUUUCAACAUGUCCUGUGGCGAAGGAAAUCAAUCUUCGGCGUGGCCUAAACAUGGCUGCUUCAACUUGGGCGACGUGGUGACGAACAGCGUCAAGGUCCUAACGGACGACGAAAAACUACGCCUGGAAGAGCAGAACAAACGGAUGGUGACGGAUUUCCAGGCGAAGAAGCUGGAGCAAGAGGCCCGCAAACAUUGGGAUCUGUUCUACAAGCGGAACGAAACACGUUUCUUCAAGGACCGUCACUGGACCACGCGGGAGUUUGAGGAACUGCUGGCUGGCGAGACGGUGGGUGAUAACUCGGAAGUGACGAAGACCAUGCUGGAGAUCGGUUGCGGGGUGGGAAACUUGGUGUUCCCGUUGAUUGAGGAUGGCCACCGGGAUUACUUCAUCUAUGCGUGCGAUUUGUCGCCACGUGCCGUCGAGAUGGUCAAGCAACAUAACCUCUACGACGAGACGUACAUGAAGGCGUUCCCGUGCGACAUAACCACCGACGAUGUGUUCGGGACGAUUCCGGAGGGCAGUUUGGAUAUUGCCACGCUGAUUUUCGUGUUGUCGGCGAUCCACCCGGACAAGUUUCGGACGGUGGUGGGGAACAUCUUCCGGCUGAUGAAACCCGGUGGAAUGGUGCUGUUCCGGGACUACGGUCGGUACGAUAUGGCUCAGUUGAGAUUCAAGCCGGGACACAAGAUUGCGGAAAACUUUUACAUGCGGCAGGACGGGACCCGCAGUUACUAUUUCGCGGAAGACGAAGUUGGCGAUUUGUUUCGAGGGGAAGGCUUCGAAGUGAUGGUAAACAGUUACAUUCACCGGAGGACCGUCAAUCCGAAGGAGGGUAUCGAUGUGCCGAGGAUUUUCGUGCAGAGCAAGUUCCGGAAGCCGUGUGGAUGAGUUGGAAGAUGAAUCUAUUGAGGUGCGCAUUGGAUCUAUAACCUCGUCAUUGAAGCAGACACAAGAUGUUACCUAGUGAUUGAUUCCAAGUUCCCUCAGAUGGAAGGAAUUUUUUAAGAUGAAAUCGUUCGACCGAGGAAAACCCUUCCAAGACUUCUCUCAGCGUCAGUCUCCAGAGCAUCCUAACAAGGUAAGAAAAUGUUCUAACAAUAUUUGAAAUCCACCUUUGUAAUGGUCGAAAACCACUUCCCUGAUGACGCAUAGUUCAUUUGACUACAAUUGAAUGAUAACUACAAACAAGCAUCUCGUAUGCAUUGAAAUUGGUCUUUCACCCCUAUCUGACACGUUUUUGACUCAAUAAAAUGCGUUUCACUAGCAAGACAGAAUUUUCCUUUUUGACUGAUCAGAUUUAUUUUCUUCUCCAACUUUUACAGGAAAUGUGACUGAAAUCGAAUGUCGAUAAUGAUUUACAUGGAAAUAAAAAAGCUAAGCAGGUAAAAA
This is a messenger RNA of Aedes albopictus (Asian tiger mosquito), 1567 nucleotides long. Its product is annotated as tRNA N(3)-methylcytidine methyltransferase METTL6. NCBI's taxonomy places the organism in Eukaryota, Metazoa, Arthropoda, Insecta, Diptera, Culicidae. Bases 185 to 1066 code for a protein of 293 amino acids. The transcript has 4 exons. The record is from RefSeq and is a predicted model, not a curated record.